Juglans regia (Persian walnut) is the source of this 1204-nucleotide messenger RNA. Its product is annotated as thymidylate kinase-like. Gene Ontology annotation, molecular function: dTMP kinase activity; ATP binding. The record is from RefSeq and is a predicted model, not a curated record. Gene Ontology annotation, cellular component: cytoplasm; mitochondrion; cytosol. The transcript has 7 exons. NCBI's taxonomy places the organism in Eukaryota, Viridiplantae, Streptophyta, Magnoliopsida, Fagales, Juglandaceae. The coding region runs from base 218 to 1006 and encodes 262 amino acids. Gene Ontology annotation, biological process: dTDP biosynthetic process; dUDP biosynthetic process; dTTP biosynthetic process.
GCGAACUGAAUGACGGGUACGGGUACAAAUUGCCGCGCCCUUCCUGAAAAGAAAAAUGUCUGAACUCAGAACUCUUAUGACUUCCCUUGAAAGACGAAAAGAGAAGUAAACAGAAGAGACCGUAGAUAAAGGGAGACGCGUCUGCUGUAAUAUCUGAAAUCGAACGAGAACUGCAAAAUCCUAAUGAAAAUGGUUUGUUUCUAGUCUUGGGAGGGACAUGACCCAUGUCUGCUGUCUCACACUCUCCAGGGCUUUGUAUGUUGGAGGAUCAGCGUUAGGAAAUUUAUUGAAAUCUCGAUUAAACUUUCCUCAAAAGUAUCUAAAUAGGCAGAUUCGAAUGGCAACCACCCACAAUUCAAUCGUUACUAGUGGCAGCAGUAAGUCAAGAGGUGCCUUGAUUGUUCUAGAAGGCUUGGAUCGUAGUGGGAAGACUUCACAGUCUAGUAGCCUACUCAAAUACUUGGAAAGACUGGGGCAUUCGGCUGAAUUAUGGCGAUUUCCAGACAGAAGCUCAAAUGUUGGGCAAAUGAUAUCAUCAUAUCUUUCCAACAAAUCACAAUUGGAUGAUCACACAAUCCAUCUUCUCUUCAGUGCAAAUCGUUGGGAGAGGAGAUCAUUAAUGGAAACUAAACUGAAGACUGGAACCACCCUCAUUGUUGACCGCUAUUCUUAUUCUGGAGUGGCUUUCUCGUCCGCCAAAGGAUUUGGUGUUGAAUGGUGUAAGGCACCAGAGAUUGGGUUGCUGGCUCCAGAUCUCGUUCUGUAUCUUGACAUACAGCCAGAACAAGCUGCAGGAAGAGGAGGAUAUGGAAGUGAGAGAUAUGAGCAGCUCGAGUUUCAGAGGAAAGUUGCCCAAUGCUAUCAGGACCUUUAUGAUGCUUCCUGGAAGAUAAUUGAUGCUUGCCAACCUAUGGAAGAUAUCGAGAAACAGCUGCAAAAUAUUGUAUUGGAUUGCGUCACCACAUGCCAGAAAGGCAAACCCCUUUCCAACCUCUGGUCAAUUUAAUUCUCCACCCCCUCUCCGCCCCUCUUUUUGUAUGUUAUUGUGGGUUUUUGAACAUCGUCCGGUUUAAAAUUCUGGUGCUAUUAUCUCCUAUAUUAGAAAAAAAAAAAAAAAAUCUGCUAGUGUUUUAAAUUAGUUUCGGGCUUUCUUUUGAAUUUUGAUGACAAUUGUCGAGGAUUUAUAUAAUAGUUUUUAUCCAAA